Messenger RNA from Chenopodium quinoa (quinoa), 3170 nucleotides. RefSeq names its product putative potassium transporter 12. Gene Ontology annotation, biological process: potassium ion transmembrane transport. The record is from RefSeq and is a predicted model, not a curated record. Gene Ontology annotation, cellular component: membrane. Gene Ontology annotation, molecular function: potassium ion transmembrane transporter activity. NCBI's taxonomy places the organism in Eukaryota, Viridiplantae, Streptophyta, Magnoliopsida, Caryophyllales, Amaranthaceae. Bases 533 to 3052 code for a protein of 839 amino acids. The transcript is spliced from 9 exons.
UCUUUUUUAUUUCAUUUUUCUCCAUGAAAUAAUACGUGGCAACCGCUGAUUAGUUCUUAUUUGUGCGGCUCGAUUUGUCAAAUGAAUGCAAAUUUCGGUACUCCUCCUCCAUCACUGUGAUCUGUGACAGUGCAGUAUCUUAAUUCAUCAAUUAUUGAAUAAAUAAUAAAAAAAUCACAUAAGAUAACAAAAAACACACAACCACCUACUACAAUUUGUAAAAUUUACAUAAUUGAUAAACAACAACAAAAAAUUGAAGGAUUUCAUUUAUUGUGAGUGUAACUUGUAUGCUUACAACUAUGUUACAAAACCCAUUUUUGUCGCAUCAAAGUCAUUAGUUCAAUAACUUAAUUCGGAAAGAAUGAGGUCGGCUACAUGAACCAAGAUUACGUAUCGUGGGUCAUCUAAGUAGUACAAAAUUCAUACCCCAUUUGCAAGAUUGAUGAAAGAUUUGAUCUUUUUUAAGUUGAUUAUUUUUGGGGGUAAUUUGAAUUUGAUACAUUUCUUUUGUUGAAAAUUUGAUUAAAUAAAAAUGGGAGGAGAUUUGAUUGAAGAGAGUAGUAGUCUGACAUGGGUUGGAAGUGGUGGGAGUGGAACUUCAAGGUGGGUUGAUGGAAGUGAAAUGAGUUCAGAAGAAAUGCCAAAUUGGUCAAAAAUGGAUGAAAAUGAAUUUAGGAAUAGAUAUAGUUCUUCUUCUGGGUCUUUUAAAAGAAGGCUCGUGAAAAGGCCUAAAAGAGUUAAUUCUUUGGAUGUUGAAGCUAUGCAGAUUGCUGAUGCCCAUGCUCAUCACAAUAAGGAACUAUCUACAUGGCAUACUCUUUCAUUGGCAUUCCAAACUCUUGGUGUGGUGUAUGGUGACGUGGGCACGAGUCCUUUAUAUGUAUUCACUGAUGUGUUUAGUAAGGUGCCUAUAACAUCGGAAGUUGAUGUUCUGGGAGCUCUGUCUGUAAUAAUGUAUACGAUAGCCCUUGUGCCCUUGGCAAAAUAUGUAUUUGUAGUGCUUAAAGCUAAUGAUAAUGGGGAAGGAGGGACAUUUGCACUGUAUUCUCUUAUAAGCAGGUACGCUAAAGUGAAUAAGCUUCCAAAUCAACAGCAAGCCGACCAACAGAUCUCUAGCUAUAGGCUCAAACUACCCACUCCGGAACUUGAAAGGGCUUUAUACAUUAAAGAGAUUUUGGAAAAGAACGCUUUCAUGAAAACCCUUCUUCUAUUUUUGGUUCUUACUGGAACUUCGUUGAUUAUAGGGGAUGGCAUCCUGACUCCAGCUAUGUCAGUUAUGUCAGCUGUAAGUGGUUUGCAGGGCGAGAUUAAGGGAUUUGGUCCUAACGCUGUAGUCAUUGUUUCGAUGAUCAUUCUGGUUGGAUUAUUCAGCAUACAGCGUUUUGGGACCAGCAAAGUUGGCUUUUCAUUUGCGCCUGCCCUGUCAUUGUGGUUCUUUUCUUUGGCGACUAUUGGAAUCUACAACCUCCUUAGACAUGAUAUUACUGUCCUGAGGGCCCUGAAUCCAGCUUACAUCUUCCUUUUCUUUAGGAAAAAUGGUGUUCACGCAUGGUCUUCUCUUGGCGGCUGUGUUUUGUGCAUCACAGGAGCUGAAGCAAUGUUUGCUGAUCUAGGCCACUUCUCCGUACGAUCUGUUCAGAUUGCAUUUACUUCUGUUGUGUUCCCUUGCCUUCUGCUGGCUUACAUGGGCCAAGCGGCAUUUUUGAUGAAAUUUCCAGCCUCAGCUGAGCGAGUAUUCUAUGAUAGUGUGCCAGAUGGAUUUUUCUGGCCAGUCUUUGUGAUUGCUACACUUGCUGCCGUUAUUGCCAGUCAGGCUAUGAUAUCUGCUACCUUUUCGGUCAUAAAGCAAGCCAUGGCUCUGGGAUGUUUCCCGAGGUUGAAGGUAAUCCACACCUCGAAGAAGCAGAUGGGUCAGAUUUAUAUCCCUGUCAUCAACUGGUUUCUGAUGGUAAUGUGUCUAAUAGUGGUUGCAACGUUCAGAAAUACCACGGACAUUGCAAAUGCAUAUGGAAUUGCUGAAGUUGGAGUCAUGCUGGUCAGUACAGCCUUGGUGACACUAGUCAUGCUUUUGAUCUGGCAAACUAACAUAUUCCUAGCUCUCGCUUUCCCUAUUGUAUUUGGGACAAUUGAGCUCAUUUAUUUAUCAGCAGUCCUAUCAAAACUCUUGGAGGGCGGUUGGCUUCCUUUAGCCUUUGCUGGGUGUUUCUUACUAGUAAUGUACACAUGGAACUAUGGAAGUGUACUAAAGUAUCAGAGCGAGGUCAGGGAUAAAAUUUCUAUGGAUUUCAUACAUGAUCUCGGAUCUACUCUUGGAACUGUAAGAGUCCCCGGAAUUGGAUUACUCUACAAUGAGCUAGUUUAUGGCAUUCCUUCCAUUCUAGGACAGUUUCUUUUAAGCCUUCCUGCCAUUCAUUCUACCAUUAUCUUUGUUUGUAUCAAAUAUGUUCCGGUUCCUGUAGUACCUCAAGAAGAACGAUUUCUCUUUAGAAGGAUUUUCCCUAGGGACUACCAUAUGUUUCGUUGUGUUGCUCGUUAUGGUUACAAAGAUGUACGAAAAGAAGACCACCAUUCAUUUGAACAACUUCUGAUUGAAAGUCUGAAAAAAUUUCUGCACAAUGAGGCCCGAGAUCUUUCUCUUGAGGCCAACAUGAAUGAACUAGAUAUGGACAGUGCUUCAGUGAGAUCAGCAGAUGCAGUAGACCCUGACGAUGAGCUGAGAGUCCCACUGAUGCAUGAUCAACGAACAGUUGAGUCAGGACAUCAGCCAUUGAAGUCAGAAGACACCGAGGAGUUGCCAUCGAGUGCAAUGUCAACAGAGGAGGAUCCUAGCUUAGAGUACGAAUUAUCUGCUCUUCGAGAGGCUGUUGAUUCAGGUUUCACAUAUCUGCUAGGGGAUGCAGAUGUCAGAGCAAAGAAAGAAUCCUGGUUUCUUAAGAAGUUGGCCAUCAACUACUUCUAUGAUUUCCUGAGAAAAAAUUGCCGGAGGGGCGCUGCUGUACUCAGGGUUCCACACAUGAACAUCAUAGAGGUUGGGAUUACAUACAUGGUUUAAUUUCAUGGCAAAUUUACCUCAUAAAGAUGUAAGCUAAGCUUCUUGAAGUUCAUCAUUUAUGGAUUGGCCUUCUAGCAUGUUAUAUUAAUAUAAAUGUGUUGCAUUAUUUUAACUCUAA